AUGGAUGAAUUUGAUGAAAUUAUCGACAACGGAUUAUUUGCUGCCGAUGACAUUAUGAAAACUAUAAAGUUGGCAUUGACAGCUUCCACUACACAUGAGAAAGAUAAACUAAUCCACCAGAUAAAAAAAUUAUACGCUAUUGAAAAUAACUCUAUGGAUGCAGUAUUAGCAAAUAAUGAAGAAAAAGCAAAAGUUCUCGACAAACUACAACAGAAGGUAGAUGUUAUCACAUCUCAAUACAAUACUUUUGAUACAAAUACAUCAUUUAUUCAUGAACUUGCAAGAAAUCCUCCAAAUUCAAAAUCAGAGUUAAUAGAAUCAAUACACGAAAUUGAACAAGCAAUAUUACAAAUCAAACCUCUUGCAUCACCAAAAGCACUUGCGCAAGUAUCGCAAUUAUCGCCAGAAAAGGAUCUAUUUGAAUUAAAAACACGUGAUUUACUAUUUUCAAGACUUGAAGAACUGACUUACGCUCUUAAAAAAAGAAUUCUUGUUGUUGAAGACUCAACUAACUCUUCAAUUGCUGUAGUUGAAAAAUAUGGUAAUGUUUCAGGCUUAAUCAACUACCAUAACGAGCUUUUGGAAGAAAACGAAAUACUAAAAUCAGAAGAAUCAAAAUUCAUCAAAGAUGCAAUGUCUAAGCGCAGAAACAUGAAUUCCAUAUCACCAUCAUUAUUGUCCAACAUUUCUACUGUAAUGCAAACAGAAUUAACAGAACUUAUGAAUUACGGAACAAAUCUAAACAAAUCAGCUGAUUUCAAUGGCCAAUUUCAGCCAUUUGAUAAUGUUUGUAAUAUACCAAAGUCAAUACAAUAUAAUAAAGCAGAUUUUGGAACAAAUAUCGAUCCUGAUUUAGUAAAUAAAAUUUCUGAACAAUCAAAUCCACCAGAACUCCUCAAUCUUAUGAGAAAUAUUAUACAGCAACAGAAUGCAACAAUUGAAAAGCUUUUAUCCGAACUUUCGCCACUUAGAGCUAUAAAUUAUUCUUCAAUUCCAGAACCAUCAGAGAGAUUGCAAAAAUUAUGGUCAACAAAUGAUAAAUUUUCAUCGCAAAUACAUGAAUUAAGCGAUCAAAUCGAGAAAACAAAUGAAGACGUCAGAAGAUUAAAUUAUACAAUCAAAAGAUUGAUAAAACAGCGUGGAUACUACGAUGAAUUAUUCUGUGACAUUCAGAAGAAGCUUGUACCUUUAACAGAUGAAACUAUUGCCCUCAUGAAAGUCAAUGACAAGAACAAAACAAUUUUUAAUUCAUUGACAGAUAUUUGUUACAAUUUUGCUUUGUCUCUCUUGAACAUUGAUUCAGAGAACUUUAGUUCGAUGAAAGAACUACUCCUAUCACGUAUCCCUCCACCACCACCUGUUCACAAGGUUGUAGAACCUCCACCACCACCUCCACAGCCCGAAGAAACAGAAACAAGUUCUCAUCAUUUGGAUGAUCCAAGAAAAUUCUUCAUGAUCAAACCAACGAUGCCAAAGAAACCAUCUAAGCCAAGGAGAACACUUACACCUGCUGAUACAUCACAGGCAAGUCUUUUAUCAUUGGUGAAAGACGUUGAAAAGAAACCACAGCUUUCAAUUAUCGGAUCGAACAGAGUCCAAAUCAUUGAUUACAUCGCAUUGAUGCAUGACGUUGCACAGACUGUUGAAAUGAAAGAACCAAUGUUUCAUGCUGACCUUAAUAACUCAUUGAGGCAAGUUUUAGCUAAAAUAACAGAUAUAAUGAAUGAAGCUAAAGAAAAUCAUCAGAGAGAAAUCAUGACAAGAGUUUCUCAAGUUGCACAAUCAGCACAUGGAAUUUUGUGCAGGCCGAAACAAGAUAUCGGAACAACUAUUGAUACAUGUCCGACUACUGAAAUUGAGAUUCAAACUGAGCCACCUCCAGAUCCAAAGGCAAAAGGAAAGAAGCCAGCAAAGAAAAAGUAG
This is a messenger RNA of Trichomonas vaginalis G3, 1923 nucleotides long. RefSeq lists its product as uncharacterized. Lineage: Eukaryota; Parabasalia; Trichomonadida; Trichomonadidae. The coding region runs from base 1 to 1923 and encodes 640 amino acids. The record is from RefSeq and is a predicted model, not a curated record. The transcript has a single exon.